GUAGAUCAGGUUCGGGUUGGAGUGCGUGGAUCAAACUCUGAUACCAUGUUAAGCUUGAUGAACUUCUAACCUAAAACCAAUUGGUGAUAAGAGAAGUAGUCUAUCUAUCUUAUAUAUUGCUUAGGAUCUCUUCCGAUCCGCUGAAUAAGUGAGGUUAGUUACAUUUUAUACCAAAUCACAGAACAAAAAAAUGUUCCAAGGAUGGACAACCUAUAAGAAGGAAGAAAAACAGAAACAUCAAAGAUGAUGGUUAUGGAAUAUUAUUAAAAAUGCAGGUAUAUAAUAAAUAAUUAAAUUUAUUUAAAAUAUUGAAAAUAUUAAACUAUAUUGAUAAAUGGAUAGAGAUUAGAGAAUAUCAUGAAAACAGUGAAUGAAUGUUAGUUAAUUAGGAUGAAAUUAAAAAUUAGAUUAUCAUAAUUAUUUUGAGUGAGUGUGACAACGAAGCAAAAUGUACAUGUUUGGUUUUGUUGUUCCAAACCUUAAUUUAUUCGGACUGGUUAGGGUCUGGUCACCUAAGUAAGUUACCAGCAAGCAGUAAAAAAACGUUUUUAACUUUCUAAUCCUAGUAUUAAAAAUCGAUAAACCCUAAACCCAAAAGAGCUUUUAAACGGCGUUAGUUAACUUGUUUCCUCCAAUUCCGUCGUCCUCUUCGAUAUCUCACCGCCUCUCCUCGAAACCCUAAUCUCGGCGGCAAUCAUCAAUCGGCGAUUCAAAGCAAAGCGAGAGAACUCUCAGCUUCUCCUGUAAUCUCAGAUGGCUCCAAAAAAUUCCAAUGCAGUGUCGAAGAGACACAGACCACACGAGAAAUUCGAUAAGAAACGGGAGAUGAAGAAGGCUAAACUUGCUGAGAAGGAAGUUGUUUCCAAUCAUCCAACAGAUGAGGAGGAUCUAGAUUCAUCUGAAGAAGAAGACGCUAUUGAGGAAGAAUCGGAAGCAGUGGUUUACAGAAAACCGACGACUUACGAUAAUUUGCUGGCGUCUCUCGGUUCAUCUAACAAAGCUGUUGCUGAUAUGAACAAAAGAAGGCAGAGAGAGGAGGAAGGUAAAAGCGAUACAGAAGGAGAUGAUGAGGACGAGGAAGAGGAUGAUGACAGUGGGUCUGAGGAUCAAAUCUCUACAGACGGAGAGGAUGAUGAUGAGAUUCAAGGGGACGAUGAAGUUCUUACUGAGAACACAGAGAAGGAGAACAAUGAUAAUCUUAGCGAGGAAGAAGAUUCUGACGGUUAUGAAACGGACGAGGAGGUUGAGUUGAGUACCAAUGGCCAACCAUUAGUAGAUGCUUCUUCAUCUGCUAGUGCAUUUAGUGAGCACCUUAGUCACAUAUUAUCAAGUGAAGAAUUGAAAACCUUACCCGAAGGCAAGUGGAAAUUUAAAUGGGAAGCACCUGCCAUUGACAUGCCAAAUUGCAGGUGGAAAGGAACAAGACCAAAUUUCCUCGAUGCUGUUCAGAAUGAUUCACCUUAUGGCCUCAAGCCGAAGUUAUUUAAGCACUGGCUUCAAUUAUACCAGAAAUCUGGUGGGAAGGAUUUUGACUCUUCUAAAAGAAGAAGAUUUUUCUCCAUCUGCAACAGCUACCUGGAUAUUUUGCACUCUAACAAGAGACCCUUUUACAAUAAAGGCCGUGAAGAAGACUCAAGUGCCAUGGACGCUUAUCUUAUGCAUUCUCUGAAUCACAUUUUUAAAACGAGAGAUCUUGUGAAGAAGAAUGAAAGUAAAAUUGCGAAGCAUCGAGAGACGUCCGAAGAGGAAAUUCUUUCUGAUGAUGGAUUCCUUGACCAAGGAUUUACUCGUCCAAAGGUAUUGAUUCUACUACCGAUGAGGAGUAUUGCCUUUCGCGUUGUUAAGAGACUCAUACAACUAACUCCAGAAUCUCAAAGGGUUAAUGUGGAACACCUUGACCGGUUUAAUGCCGAGUUUGGAUGUGAAGACGAAUCCGAUGACGAUGAUGAGAAGACAUCCAAAAAUGGAAAAUCGACAACCCACAAGUCUUCAAAACCUUCUGAUUGGCAAGCCCUUUUUGGUGAGAAGAACAGUGAUGAUGAGUUUAUGUUAGGCAUUAAGCAUACAAGGAAGAGCAUUAGACUGUAUGGUGACUUCUAUUCCUCGGACAUGAUUAUUGCUUCCCCUCUCAAGUUACAUAUGGCAAUUGGUCAAGCAGAAGAAAACAAGGAAAGGGAUGUUGAUUAUCUGUCGUCCAUUGAGGUUUUGAUUAUUGAUCAUGCAGAUAUAAUAUCUAUGCAGAAUUGGUCGUUCCUUGCUACAGUCGUCGACCACAUAAAUAGAUUGCCAACAAAGCAACAUGGUACCAAUGUCAUGCGGAUCCGGCCGUUGUAUUUGGAUGGACAGGCACGGUUCUAUCGACAGUCAAUAGUUCUAAGUUCCUAUUUAACCCCAGAGAUGAAUGGUCUAUUCAAUCGCCAGUGCUUGAACUAUAAAGGAAAGGUGAAGCUGGCGUGUGAAUACAAAGGUGUUCUCGAGAAAGUGUUGCUCCCUGUUCGUCAGAUUUAUGAAAGAUUUGAUGCAGACUCCAUGACCCAAGCAGACAAUGCCCGUCUUGAAUAUUUUACCAAAAAGAUAUUCCCAAAGAUCAAAGAUUCUGUUGAGGGAGGAGUAAUGAUCUUUAUCCCUUCUUACUACGAUUUCGUCAGGGUUAGAAACUAUCUGAAGUCGCAGAAUGCCUCUUUCUGUCUUCUUGGAGACUAUACAAAGAAUGCGGAUAUAUCCCGUGCACGAGAGUGGUUUUUUGCAGGGAGUCGAAAGAUCAUGCUUUACACUGAGAGGGCGUACUUCUAUCGGAGAUACAAGAUCCGUGGCAUAAAGAACUUAAUUUUCUACUCUCUUCCGGAGCGGAAGGAGUUUUACCCUGAGAUAAUGAACAUGCUUGAUGAAGGAUCGUAUGACAUGAUGUCCACUGCACUUUUUUCUCGUUUUGAUCUGCUCAAGAUGGAAAGGAUCGUUGGGACUGCUUCCGCAAAAAGAAUGAUCAGUUCUGAUAAGAGCAUCUUUGCUUUCUGUUGAGGAGUCGAGAAUGUUGAAGCAUCCCAAGCCUUUUUUUUUUAAUUCGAAUGGUUUAGUGGCAUGACAAUGUUGCUAUAUAUUUUGGUGAUAUCAAACUCCCCAGUUUUGAUUCUAUGGUCAGAUACACAGUGCUAUUGUGUUUAAAUCGAUUUUUAUAAUCAAUAUUAGACCUCUUUUUUUUCA
Molecule: messenger RNA, 3201 nt
Organism: Brassica rapa (field mustard)
Lineage: Eukaryota; Viridiplantae; Streptophyta; Magnoliopsida; Brassicales; Brassicaceae
Product: U3 small nucleolar RNA-associated protein 25
Biological process (GO): maturation of SSU-rRNA from tricistronic rRNA transcript (SSU-rRNA, 5.8S rRNA, LSU-rRNA)
Cellular component (GO): small-subunit processome; nucleolus
Molecular function (GO): rRNA binding; U3 snoRNA binding
Source: RefSeq, a predicted model, not a curated record